Messenger RNA from Rotaria sp. Silwood2, 3639 nucleotides. NCBI's taxonomy places the organism in Eukaryota, Metazoa, Rotifera, Eurotatoria, Philodinida, Philodinidae. The record is from the annotation of a GenBank genome assembly.
AUGAAUGAUAUUCGACUCAUUUCAGUCGUAGAUUAUUUACGACUUUCAAAGUCAAAUGUUCACGAGGAACAUCUCACAAAGAUACGAGAUAUCUAUCGGAGUGUAUUACAUUUGUCAGCGGAUACUCCAGUACCACAGAACCCAAAUGAGGAGGCAAUUAAAGAAGUAGCUCGUCAGCUUGGUCUUUCUACCGAUACAGAUGAGGAUCGUGAAUACCUGGAUGAGUGUGUCAGAUACCAAGACAUCAGUGAUUCUAUCACGGUUGUCAUAACAAAAUUAGCUGGUGACGUAAAACCGAUCGAUGAUUUCAUAUUUGAACCAGUCCAUCCUCCUGCUUCUUCUUCUCUUCCUUCUCUUCUUCCUCCUCAAGCUCGACCAACACCAUAUCUUGGACAAUAUGCACCACAUGUUGCGCAAGAACCAAUAGCUAUUACUGAUAUUGAUUGUUUAUUAACUUUUAAAAUAUUAAAUGAUGAAAUACAACAAUUUAUCCAUUCAUUUCUAUUACAAGAUAUCAAACUACUGCAUAGGCGAACCAUUACUGAAUCAAUAGCAAGGUGCAUCCGUUUUGGUGAACAAUUUUAUCUUGAAAAGAAUUGUCUGAUCAAUCUAUUUAUACGACAGAAAUUACACGAUCGUGAUAUUCUCACAUCAUCAAGCAACCAUCGAAACUCGGACUGUUUUCGUUUGAUCGAAUCUGUGAGUUUGACCGAUGAUUUUGGAACAUGGCAAUACGAUCAUUGGCGUGAUGUCCUCGAUUUAAAAUUGUCACCUCAUGGAACUAAUACUCGAUUUCCUGCUAGAUGGAAAUUAGCCGAUGACGCACGCAUUCAUUGUCUCAUAACUAAUGAUGAUUUCACAAGAACAGAAUCAUCGUCAUCCUAUAAUACAAGACCACGCACAGCAUCACUCAAUGUAUUUGUGCAUGAUGUAUGUAUGCAUGAAAAUAACGGUCAAGAAGAUAUAUGGCUGCGUGACUUGUAUAAAGAAGAUAUACGCACAUUUGAACAUUUAGCCAAUUUACGACAAUCGGAAUGGGACAACAUCCGUGCAUUAUCGAUGAAUGCUAGGAAAACAUUAAAAGCAGCUGUUGAUCGUAUACGAGAAACUAUGGCUGAUGAACGAUAUCAACAUAUAUCAUAUGAUUCAGAUCAAGACGAUGACAACGACAUGAUCGACAACAGUACAGGCUCAGAAUUACUAGCCAAUCUUCACUUAAUAAAACUUUUUAUGUGUUAUACAUUACGUGAAAAACGAGCUUUGAGACAGCUUGGUAUAUUAUCCAAACUCGAGGCAAAUUGUUUAGAUAAAGUGUUUGAUGAGAUGCGGAAAGAAGGUUUUGCUGAUGAUGGUCUCUUUGACAAAAUGGCGGAAUUCUUUCUUCCACUAACUAUAUCUGAGCAAGAAUUAUGCAUAGAACGUGGACUGGACACACAGAAACGUCAAACAUUAAAGAAAAAUCAGGAACAAUUAAUCAUUGACAUCAAUAAAAAAACGAACGACAUUGAUGAACAAAAGAGAAUUUUUUGGACAUAUGACGAUCAAAUAAAUUUAUUAGAAAAGAGUUUGAAUGAUGUCCGAGACAAUUAUUUUCAUAAGCGAUUAACGAUGAUUCCAGGACGUGGUGAUGGACAACAGCAACAAGAAGCACAAGCACUACAACAACUUGACAGAAAAUGGCAUCAACAAGAAGGUGAACUGGCUAGGAAGAUUAACGAGACAAAUAAACUGAAAAAAGAUCUUGGAAAAGUUAUCGAGGAUUUGGAGAUAGAACUUGACAACAGCAGUGCACGUUUGAAAAAUAUAGAGAUAGAACUUGCUGCUGCUCCUAAGUAUGUUGAUAAACAACUUGUUAAGCCUGCUCGGGGACUUAUUAUGUACGGACCACCUGGCACAGGAAAAUCUGAAAUUAUGAGUAAAUUAGCCGUGAAAUUAGGCAUUGUAAUGGUCGGUCCACCAUUAGCAGCUGGCGAGUUAAAUCGCCCACUUGUUGGAGAAAGUGAACGAGUAUUGAUUGCUUUAUGUCAAAGAUGUUAUCGGAUUCCGUAUGCCAUGUGUUGCAUAUCAAUCGAUGAAAUAGAUUCAUUAGCACCAAAACGUGAUGAAGAUUCCAGUGAAGGCAAAGUUGACAAGAUCUCUGUGCUUUUAUCACUAAUCGAAGGGAUUAAAGAUGUUCCAAAUCUAAUGAUUUUAUGUGCAACAAAUAGAUUACAUAUGAUGGACGAAGCAUUUUUACGUCGAAUGUCUGGAAAAUUUUUUGUCGGAAGACCAUCAUCAAAUGCACGUAUCACUAUUCUUAAAAGUAUACCAGAUUGUGCUUUGGAACCUGAAAUCCUUGAUCAUCUAUCAGUUGCUACAACUAACUUUAGUGGAGCAGCUGUCAGAGCACUGACUCGAAGUAUUACUGUAAAAUGUAUUGCUGAACGACGUACCAAUAGAAAUUAUCAAGUAAAUUAUGUUGAAGCACUAGAAAUAGUUGAUCGUACUGCUCAACAAUAUCAAAUUUUGUUUGGCAGCGAAACAUUACCACGGCUUCUGUUACGUAAUUUGCUCAGUGGUUCUCCUUUUCACAUUCAUCGAUUAACAAAUAAUUCUAUCUAUACUGGACGAAUUGUAGUAGAUUUAUAUAGUAGUUAUGUACGAAUUGAAGUACGUAAACGACGUGCCAAUCCAACAAAUCAUCAUUUAUCAAUCAUCGAACAUGAACUUCAUCCAACUGAGAUAAAUGUUCAAACAUUACUCGAACGAUUGACUUCCUAUGGAAAAAAUAGAAACGUACAAUUACUUCAGUUAGUCGAUUUGAAUUUACUAGCUUCACAAGGUGCUUAUGACGAGAAAAAAGUUUUUGAAACAUUAAAGGAUCGUUUUGAUGAAUGUGUUGCUUAUACUCGUUCAAUGAUUGUCUAUGAUCUCGAUGCCUUAGUUGGUGUCAAUAAAUCUGAAUCGGAUUCGAGUAUGGGUCGAUCGACUUCAUCAUCUGUUGUUAAUCAAAGUAUUUAUACUUAUGUACGUGCAAGAUUUCGUGAUUGUGCUAUUGAAUAUGACCAAGGUAAAUCUAAAGACAAAAUUGAACGAUGGGCUGUGGUUGUUAUUCGUGAACCAUUUUUAUUGCGACAAUUUUGUACUGAUGUUCAAUUCGCUCGUACUCCUAAGGAAGAACAGGAACUCGAAUUGGAACGACGUAAAGCAGAAGAUCAAAUAAAAUGCAUGAAAUGCAAAGAUUUUUAUAUUGAAAAUGAAAAUAAAAUGGGUAAUUGUGUUCAUCAUGAUGGAUUUAUAUAUGAUAAUUCAGCGGCCGAUUUAACAAAAUAUACUCAAAGUCAAGCAAUGAUGUUAUUAAGCAAACUUGAAAGUGAUCUUAUCAAUGAUGAUGAACGACGUGACGAACUCGAACGACAAAAAACUAAAUUUAAAUGGAUCUGUUGUGAUGCAGUGCUCGUUAGUGGAAAUAUUGCUGGUUGUAAAAAAGGAAAACAUGGCUUCAAUGUUAACGACAAUGACAAUCCACCACAACGACAACUUGAUGAUACUAUAGUUGGUGACUUGACUCAAGCCACUAUUCAGCAAUGGGAAGAAGCUUGUUCUCUUAACGAAGAAUAUAAUGACAAAUGGCUUUUCUUAUUACAAAAUCGUGGUUAA